AACACCUGUUUUAUUGCUUUCUAUCAAGCAGUUUGCGAACGGGACUUUUAUUCGGUUGUGGCGUAUGAUGUCAUAAAUAAGCGCCGCGCUCCUGCAUCUGUUGUGAUUCGGGUGAAGAAAGAGUGUGCAAACACAGAAAAACUCCUGGUGAAGCAGUUGAGAUUCACAUGACACUAUUAUAAAGAUGGAGUUUAAAGAGGAGAGUCAAGACAUGAAGAUUGAAGAAGAAUUCAGAGUCAAAUAUGAAGAUACUGAGGAACAAACAGAUCUGAUGGCACUGAAAGAAGAGAGGCAAGAUCUGAAUAAAAUGGAAGAGCAAGAUCAGUAUAAGGAACAUCACAAUGUAAUAAUUGGAGAAAAAUCUUUUAGUUGCUCACAGACUGAAAAGACAUCCUUAGAAGAGGAAAGAAGCGCUCAAAAGACAGGAAGUAGAGAUUACUUCGUCUGCCAACAGGUUGGAAUAAGUUCCAUUCAAAAAGGAAGCUUUAAACACCACAAUAGAAUUCACACUGGAGAGAGCCCUUUUACCUGUCAACAUUGUGGAAAGUGUUUCAGUCAACAUGGAAACCUUAAAGUCCAUAUGAGAAUUCACACUGGAGAGAACCCAUUCACCUGCCAACAGUGUGGCAAAAGUUUCAGCCGAAAAGAAAACCUUGAAGUACACAUGAGAAUUCACACUGGAGAGAACCCUUUCAAAUGCCAAGAGUGUGGAAUAAGUUUCAACAGAAAAGGAAUCCUUGACAGGCACAUGAGAAUUCACACCAGAGAGAAGCCUUACACAUGCCAACAGUGUGGAAUAAGUUUCACUCAAAAAGGAAGCCUUACACGUCACACUAAAAUUCACACUGGAGAGUGCUCUUUCACCUGCCAACAGUGUGGAAUAAGUUUUAUUCGAAAAGGAAGCCUUAUACGCCACAUGAGAACGCAUACUGGAGAGAAGCCUUAUACAUGUCCUCAGUGUGGAAGGAGUUUUCCACAUAAACCAACGCUUAAUGCCCACAUGAGAAUUCACACUGGAGAACCCUUUCAAAUGCCAAGAUGUGGAAUAAGUUUCACUCAAAAAGGAAGCCUUACACGUCACACUAAAAUUCACACUGGAGAGUGCUCUUUCACCUGCCAACAGUGUGGAAUAAGUUUUAUUCGAAAAGGAAGCCUUAUACGCCACAUGAGAACGCAUACUGGAGAGAAGCCUUAUACAUGUCCUCAGUGUGGAAGGAGUUUUCCACAUAAACCAACGCUUAAUGCCCACAUGAGAAUUCACACUGGAGAGAAGCCAUUCGUGGCAACACUGGCCCGACCUGGUGUUUCACAGUCUGAAAAGAAACAAAGGGGACAGAAUAUGAACAACAACAAACUACUAAAGAUGGCAACAACAAUAGAUGGUAACGUGGAUGAGUGCGGGGAUUAA
Onychostoma macrolepis is the source of this 1408-nucleotide messenger RNA. Its product is annotated as gastrula zinc finger protein XlCGF57.1-like. The record is from RefSeq and is a predicted model, not a curated record. Lineage: Eukaryota; Metazoa; Chordata; Actinopteri; Cypriniformes; Cyprinidae. Gene Ontology annotation, molecular function: DNA-binding transcription factor activity; RNA polymerase II cis-regulatory region sequence-specific DNA binding. The transcript is spliced from 5 exons. Bases 185 to 1408 code for a protein of 407 amino acids. Gene Ontology annotation, biological process: regulation of transcription by RNA polymerase II.